Messenger RNA from Suncus etruscus (white-toothed pygmy shrew), 1216 nucleotides. RefSeq names its product secretion associated Ras related GTPase 1B (gene SAR1B). The transcript has 7 exons. The record is from RefSeq and is a predicted model, not a curated record. The coding region runs from base 123 to 719 and encodes 198 amino acids. Gene Ontology annotation, biological process: vesicle organization; endoplasmic reticulum to Golgi vesicle-mediated transport; intracellular protein transport. Gene Ontology annotation, cellular component: COPII vesicle coat; endoplasmic reticulum exit site. Gene Ontology annotation, molecular function: GTPase activity; GTP binding. NCBI's taxonomy places the organism in Eukaryota, Metazoa, Chordata, Mammalia, Eulipotyphla, Soricidae.
ACGGGAUUUGGGUCCGCGGCCGCCAUCGCGCUUUGCUGUUAGGGCUCCGAGGCGGCAGAGAGCCGGCGGCCAGCGAGGAAUCGCGUUCUUCUCUCCCGGCGCAGACCCCAUAAGAUUUGGAUAUGUCCUUCAUAUUUGACUGGAUUUACAGUGGUUUCAGCAGCGUGCUACAGUUUUUAGGAUUAUAUAAGAAAACUGGUAAAUUGGUAUUUCUUGGAUUGGAUAAUGCAGGAAAAACAACAUUGCUACACAUGCUGAAAGAUGACAGACUUGGACAACAUGUCCCAACAUUACAUCCUACUUCAGAAGAAUUAACCAUUGCUGGCAUGACCUUUACAACUUUUGAUCUGGGUGGACAUGUUCAAGCUCGAAGAGUGUGGAAAAACUACCUUCCUGCUAUCAAUGGUAUUGUAUUUCUGGUGGAUUGUGCAGACAAUGAAAGGCUGCUAGAAUCAAAAGAAGAACUUGAUUCACUAAUGACAGAUGAAACCAUUGCCAACGUGCCUAUCCUGAUUCUUGGAAAUAAAAUCGAUAGACCUGAAGCCAUCAGUGAAGAGCGGUUAAGAGAGAUGUUUGGUUUAUAUGGUCAGACAACAGGAAAAGGCAAUGUGUCUUUGAAAGAACUGAAUGCCCGGCCCUUAGAAGUUUUCAUGUGCAGUGUGCUCAAAAGGCAAGGUUAUGGAGAAGGCUUCCGCUGGAUGGCUCAGUACAUUGAUUAACUGCAACCCACAUCAAUUCCAGGUCUCGCCAUUCAGGCCUACUCAGAGAUUUGAUCAUUCAACAUGCAUAACUUGAAUUCAAUAGACUUUUGUUGGUUAGAAAACAGAUGUUUUUUAGAUUAUUAAUAUAUCAACUUAAUUUGAGUGAGAAUUGAAAACUGAUUCCAAGAAGUUUGACUAUGACAAUGUUAGCUUUCUAAUUCCAUAAAAAAAUAAUUAGUUUUUAUAGUUUAUAAUCUGACAUUACCCACAGCACCAUUUAUAAAGAGUAAUUUUCAUCAGUACACUUGAAGCACUUUUUAACAUGAAACUACAAAUAUAAACCAUAUUUAAAAUCUCAUGUUAAAUUUUUAUAUACUUUUUUGGAACUUGUUUUUAAAUUUUAGAUUAUAUGUCCACUUAACUGUAUAGUUCAUAAUCAGUUUAUUGAUCAUUGCAUGAUGCCUUACAGUUGUCAAUAACAUUUUUUCAUAUAUAAAAUAAGUAAGACAAACUAC